AGCAGAGCAGCAUGAUGGGAUAUGAGAGUCCUCCGGCGGCGCGCUGCCGCCAUGUCACCUAGAGAGAAACAUUUAGCGCUACUCUCUGCUUUAGGCGUUCUUAGUUUUGCUCUUUAUUAUAGUCCAACUUUUCUGUACGUGACUUUAAUUGUUGCAGUGUGUUGUAUUGUGUGUUACUAUCACAGCAGAGAACCGCUUCCCGCCAGGUUAGGCCUGAAUCCGCGGGCUGGGCAGAACGUCGUAGCCGUGGUUCGGCGCUGGUUGUGGGGUUGGGGGGUUACCGGCGUGUCGGCGGCCGCUCGGGGGAGAACAAGGAGGAACAGAAACAAACCGGAGGAAUCGGAGGGUCGCUUCAGAGAAAGGCUCGUCGACGCUGGGAUUUAUCGGAGGGAGAACUUGACGAGUGACUCGUUUGUUUUCAGCCCGCGGGAUUUCCUCAUGGGGAGCUACAUCGGGAAACCAGAAAGCCCGACCGCGGAGUCCGGGAGGCCGAGAGCGGCGAGGAACCCCCGAGAACAACUGAGGGAGAGGCUGGCGAGACCGAACCACGCUGUCCUCACUCCCAACCGGAGGCUGUCAUUUACCGGUGAGCCACUGGGCCCAACGAGCAGGUUCACCAUCACCCCUCAGCGUCACUACCCCCUGCAACAGCCGGGUGUCUCAUCACUGGGAGUCUUACCUCCUGUCAGGUGGGAUGGCUUCAGACAGAAAAACAUCCUCAGCCCACGUAACUCCCCUGCUGCUCUCAGCCCUGUUACCGUGAAGAUCGCCAGGCCUGACCACCACAUCACACCCAGUUUGGACCAUCAUAGUUGUGCCGGACACCCCAGAACCCUGGCGGACCCCUGCUCCAGAGAGAGUGUCCUCAAGGUGUUGAAGGAAAGUCGCAAGAGAGACGUGGAGGAUGAGGACAGAAGCUUUACAAUUGAGCAGAGAAGCAAAAGAAGGCGAAACGACAGCGGUGGAAGUGCCCACUCUGCUUUUGGGUCUCUUUUGCCUAAUGGAGCACCAUCACAGCUGGUCCCUAAGCCAGGAAACCUAAAAAGAGGGAUGACCUCGCUGGCAGAGGAGUCCAUCUUGAAGAGGUCUCGCACCUCCUCCAUUAGCUCUGGCAGUGGGGUUCAUGCCCCCAGAGGAACCCCAGGAUCCAAGAGAAACCCAAUUCACAGCUCCUACAGCUCUACGAUAGGCCUCAGCCAGUGGAAGAAACGCUCUGCCCCCAGCUCUCCCCUGUCCAGCCCCGGAUCAUCACGAUGUCAGACUCCAGAGGGUGUUGCCAAAAGACCCAGAGAGGACGAGGGACAGUCUCCCAGCUCAGCAUCCUCAGUGAGGUCGGAUCACACGGCAUCCGAAAAGGCUCCUGUUACUUCACUCAAACUGACCCCAGCCCCCAAGGUCCCAGUUUCAACGUCAACGGACUCUGCUGGUAGCGGUGGGAAGAGAAAACGAAAGAUCCAACUUGUGUCCAGCAACCGGGACGAUCAGAUCUCUCUGCCCCCGCCUCCAGAGCUAGGCUACACUAUCACUGUGAAAGACCUGGAUGAAGAGAAAAAGGAAGGCAUCAGCAAGAUCCAGAAGGUCCUGGAGACACCUGCACCAGAGCCAGAGAAGUCUCCCACACCCCCAGCCACCAUUUCAACCCAGCCCACCUCCUCUACCAGCUCCACCAGCACCACCACCCUGAGCAGCCUCCUGGCGGCUCCUCUGGUCACCGCCGCCAGCUCCGCCAUCCCAGUCAUUAACCUGGACCCCAGUCCCAGCAGCAGUGUCACCACAGCACCUGCAAUCCCCAACCCACUGCUGGAGGCUCUGAAAAAGAGCAUCACACCUGCUCCUGUUAGCUCCACACCUGCUGCUACAUCAACCACAGUGUCCGCAUCAACCACACCAGUGCAACCCAGUAGCUUAACCCUGAAGGUUUCCACUACAGUAGAUUCCCCUCAGCUUCCUCCUGCAUCCCAGCCUCAGUCCUCCUCUGCUGUUGGGGAGCAGCACUCCGCCUUCAUGCAGGUGCUGAGUCAGGUCUCAAAGGCUCCCAGCAGCACUCCAUCUUUAACAGGAGCCGGUCUGUUUGGACUGACGAGCCAGAUCACCACUUCUACCACUUCUUCCUCAGCGUCCAACCUGGUUCCCGCCUCUUCUGCUCCCCCAGCCAGCAGCUCAGAGUCAGUCAGUAACGCCAACCCUCUGCUGGCUUCUGGCUUCAAGCCCAUCUUUGCAGUCACCACCACCUCCUCUGGAACACCAACCCCAGAGAGCAAACCCACUGUCCCCACUUUUAAGCCCAUCUUUGGAGCUGCCACUGCAAGUCCUGGCUUUGGACAGCCCUCAUCCAUUGCAUCCACCAUCCCAGCCUCUUCAGUUGCUUCAAGUAUGUUUGGUGGAUUAACCAGCAGCACCACAGUCACACCAUCUCUUUUUCCUGGCAUGACCAACACCACCACUAACACAGCCUCCACCGGCUCCAUCACCGCCAUACCGCCUGUAGCCCAGCCGGCUAUGAGUUCCCUCUUUGGAAACUGGUCAGCACCCUCCACAACAAGUACCAGCUCAUCCUCAACGCAGGCGCCAAACACAGGAAGCACAUUUCAAUUUGGAGCUGCCGCCGCCGCCGCCACCACCACUGCAGCUGCUCCUGCUGCUGCUACCACGACCUCCAGCAACAGCACCUUUUCAUUUGGUGCCCCGCAGCCAGAUCCCCAAGCUGCCAGCCAGAAGGUAUUUGGUUUUGGCCAGACAGCAUCUACCCAGAACACAACCACAGCUUCAUUCGGAGGCUUUGCUAUGGCCAACACAACCUCCAACACCACAGCUGCUGCCACCACCCAGCCAACCUUCUCCUUUGGGAAGUCAUCAUUUCAAGCACCAGCGGCAGCAGCAGCUGCAGCAGCAGCACCAGCGGCAGCAGCAGCACAGCCUACUUUUGGCUCGUCUGCAGCGCAGUCAAAACCGUUUACCUUUGGAGGCAGUGGAGCACCAUCUGCUCCUGCUGCUAACACCGCCCCGCCCCCUUUCCCUUUUGGCUCAACCGCUGUCACCACAGCACCCAGCUUUGGGACACCAGCUCAACCAGCGUUCGGAGCUAGCUCCACUGGUUUUGGUUUUGGUAGCACUACCGCUCCCUCAGCCGCACCCACAGCUGCACCGAGCUUCGGUGCAGCAACCCAGACUCAGAGCUCCUCCUCAGCCACCUUUACGUUUGGCAGUGCUGCUCCUCAGCCGGCCCCCCCUGGCCCUGCUCAGCCGGCCCCCAGUGGGUUUAACUUUGGUGGUGGUAUGCAAGUCCCCCAAUUUGGAACGCCGGUAUCCAAUAAUCCAGCACCGCAGAUGGGAUUCAACUUCGGGGCUGCUGCUACUGACAAACCUGCUUUUGGAACGUCCACUCCAUCCUUUGGCCAGGGUGCUGCUGCAGGUCCAAUUCCCUUUGGAAGUCCUGGAACUCCAGUCCAAGGCUUCAAUGCUGCAUUUGGGUCCCCGUCUGCCACCUUCUCUAUUGGAGCCGGAUCUAAACCAUCAGGAGCGCGCCAGAGGCUACAGGCGCGGAGGCAACACACCAGGAAGAAGUAACCUGUUGCACAUGUCCAGCACCGCUUUCAGAGGACUUGAGCUGUCGCUGCUGUUGCUGCUAUGGUUCAUCUGGCCAACAUUGCUCUGUUGUAAGCCCAACAUCCCCAAACCAGGCCGCCACCAAUGCUCUCUGCUUCCUCCCCCCUCCUCCAGUGGGCUGUGCUUGCCCAAAACAUUGUGUUUGCUGAGGAGUCUGAAAAAAAAAAAAGAAAAGCACACCAACUUGCUGAGUUGAUGCUGCCUGGAUGACUACAUGACCCAGUGAGGGAAUGUAGCAGCGAGGAGACGGGAGUCCAUAACAAUGUACUACUUGUGAAGAGGACAAAAGACAGAUGAAUCGUUUGAAUGCUGAACAAAAGCAUAUCCAAAGUUAAUUUUCCUUUACGGUAUGUGGACACUCCCAUUGGUUCGUCUUAAAGAGAGAGUUGAGUCAGGCAAAGAUGUGGAGCCUUGGCUCAAACAUUUAUUUUUUUACGUGAAGCGCGCAGUGGUUUGUAUGUUUCUGAGUAUUUGAGUACAUUAUCUGAAUGAGUCUGAAUAGGGCAGAAUGCACGGUUGCGGUGUACGUGUAAAGUUACGAGACGUUUGCAUUUUAAAUUAUUUUUUUAAUUGGCUCAUUGGUAAGUGAAUGAUGUGUUUCUGCACUGAAAAAGGCGACAUGUCUUAAUGCAGAUAGUGCAGACCCUUGUGUUCUUGUUUCAUACUCUUUGUCAUUACGAGCAUUCCCAGAAGUCCUCCUGUGGAUGGCCUUUUUUUGAUAGUGAUUAUAACCAAUACUGAUACAAUUAGCACGACGGUUUACCCUUUGGAUGACUACUUUUGACUUGUGCUGACAAACCCAAAGCUAAGUCUUCAACUUCAUGCCUGUGAAAACAAUCUGUGAUCUUUAUCCAACCUUUAAACCUGAGAUGUGUUUGUUUGUGCCAGACUACCUCUCUUUACUCCAGGAACUUAAUCUGUGUGAUUUCACUCAAACCUGAUUAGAUUAAAUCGUCAUCUACUGUUUUAUAAAGAUCAUAUAUUGAGUUUUUAAACAUCUGCGCGGCAACACACUACCAGAACGUCUGCAACAUCACUGUUACAACAGAUGAAAACACAUUGACUUAGCAUCAGAUUUAUUUUAAGAAACGCGUUCUGUCAAAUUAAAAGCUUGUAUGUUUCGUUACCACAAAUUGUCAACGUGAAGCAGGAGUUUUAUUUUCUGCAAUGUCUGUCUCUUGGUGAGUUGAUGAAGCCUGUUUCAAGCAAACCUGACGGUAAAUCCACUGGAUGUUGGCAGUCAGGUUUUAUUUUUAAGGAUCUUAGUUUGUAGUCAUGAUCACUUCCUCUUGUGAAACGUGAGCAGUAUGAUGCAGUUCUUGAUUUGUUAAUUUUGAAAAUAAAUAAAUAAAUAAAAAGGAAAUUGGACGAGGACAUUCCAACAACAA
This is a messenger RNA of Labrus mixtus (cuckoo wrasse), 4994 nucleotides long. It is a transcript of the gene pom121, whose product is annotated as POM121 transmembrane nucleoporin. Gene Ontology annotation, biological process: protein import into nucleus; RNA export from nucleus. The transcript has 13 exons. Gene Ontology annotation, molecular function: structural constituent of nuclear pore. Bases 22 to 3567 code for a protein of 1181 amino acids. Gene Ontology annotation, cellular component: nuclear pore. Lineage: Eukaryota; Metazoa; Chordata; Actinopteri; Labriformes; Labridae. The record is from RefSeq and is a predicted model, not a curated record.